Molecule: messenger RNA, 2478 nt
Organism: Penicillium malachiteum
Lineage: Eukaryota; Fungi; Ascomycota; Eurotiomycetes; Eurotiales; Aspergillaceae
Product: nitrogen permease regulator 3 family protein
Exons: 2
Coding region: 1-2478 (825 amino acids)
Biological process (GO): cellular response to amino acid starvation; positive regulation of autophagy; TORC1 signaling
Cellular component (GO): GATOR1 complex
Source: RefSeq, a predicted model, not a curated record
AUGUCGUCAAUCGCCCGGCCACCAGAUCCAUGCCUGGUGGCCAUAAUCCUAAUUGUGCGAUCACGUACCGGACCCCGACUGGUCUUCCACUACCCUCCGAAUCCACUCAGCGAGAACCGACUCAAGACAACCACGAAGGGCGGGCGACGCAUUUCGCGCACACGCAACCGACAAGGCGCAAAGAAUACAGAUUCCAGUUCCAGCGAAGAUAGCGGAUUAAGUUCAGACGAAGAAGAGGAUGAGCGAGAGCGCGAGAACCAGAAUCCUACACAGGGUUCGAGCCUAGGUCCGAAUGCAAGUUACCCGUCCGGACCGGGCUCGUUACUAGGGAGGCGGGCGAGUAACUUUGGGAUCGUCGAUGAUAUAUUACCUGUUUCUGGGUCGCCUGGUACUGGUGCCACAGAGCUACAGCGACCUGGGUCUUUGGGAUCGGGUCGGGGCUCAUCGCUUCGCAAGCGGGGUGGUGCUGGGUCUGAUCCUGAGGAGGAUGGGGCGUCAGAUAGAGAUGGCCCUGGGGGAUCGUCGCGACCACCUUGGGAGUCACUUCUGGGAUUACCGGGUAGCGUAUGGGAAAAGCUGUUAAGUCCGUCUAGAUCGUGGCAUAAACGGCGGUUUGAGGUGGGAAUUAACGAUCUUGCGCUUAUCGGGUGGCCUGUUUUUGUGCGAGAGGAUGGAACAUGGCGCAAGCAACGACGCAAGAAGAAAAAGAAGAAGCAGAACUCGGAGUGGGAUGGUGGGGAGCUGGGUCAUAAUGAGAAUCUUGAAGGUGCUGAGGAUGAAGAUGGAGUUGGUUCGCCUGAUAUGGGAGCUAGCAUUGCUACUAUCACUGAGUUGACGCUCUCACCAACUGAUACCAAGCGUCAUUCUGCUGCUAGUGCCAAGCUGGGGAAACAAUCGGAUGAUUCUCUUGACCCAGAAGAUAAGGACCACAUGACUAUGUUUAAUGUUGUCUUUGUGAUGGAUCCGCCUUUACUCGAGUACUCGGGUCGUGUUAAGGAGAUCUAUGAGAAUGCCAUCAAGAAGUUUGCCAAAGCCUUGAAAUGGGAGCAGGCACGGACAGACUAUGUUUGGAAAGAAUCACAACACAUCUUGUCUGUACGGAGGAAAGCUCGAGAGUCAAAAACAUCGAUGCACAAUCUUUACUCCGACUUGAUCAAUCAGUCCUCUUUAGCAAGGGCGAUUUACACAGUGUACACCAGUAUAUCUGCAUCUAAGAUUGCCUCUGUCUCACUCAGCCCCGAUGUUUCCAUCUCGCUACAAAUCCCUCCGCUAACAUCCACGCCGUACCUCGCUGGCCCUGCAGACAAAUCAUACCCAGGUCUCUGGUUAACAACCGCAGACAGUGCAACACCAGUCGAUGAGCCUGGAGCUGACGAAAAUAAUGCGCCUCAUCAAGUUCUCGCAAAACACUUUGCUUUACUCCUACUAGAUAGCGAAGCUGCUAUCAUUAAGGACGUUGAGGCAUCUGGUGGUACUCUUUCAUCGGCAUUGGCACAUUACAUUCGCUGCUCAAAGCCAACAAAGUCAUUUGCCCAAAUUUCAGCAUCUUCAGGAAUCCCACUUUCCACCAUCCAAAUGCUAGCGAGCCACCUGGUAUAUUGGCGGCGAGCUCGGGCUAUUCCCCCAAUUCACCAACGAGAUACAUACAUUGUCUCUCCCAACUGCGAUUUGAGUAAACUGGAAAUUGCUACUAUUGCCUAUCAGACUGCGUUUCCCACGCUUCCCAGUCUACCCAAGAUGCUCUCAGCUCUCAGCGGCACUCCUCGCCCGUACGCAAGCUUUAUUCCCAGCAAGGACCACAAAGACACUUACUUUUCUAUCCUCGCCUGGCUUCUUCGCGGCGGAUGGGUCACUCAAUUGCGCACGUUCGCUCGCAUCAAAGUGACACCCGAAAUCAAAAUGGCGGUAGAAAUGGCCCUUCGCAAAGAAGAAGUGGAUCGCUACCUUGCUAAAAGCAGUCCAAAUAACAUAGUUGACGACACAGACAGCGAUGAUGACGAUAGUUCAUCCUCUUCAUCCUCGCUGUCCAGCCAUGGUAGUGGAGAUGAAACGCCGAUACCUGGACGUAAUGACCCGCACGCACAACUCCGCACCUCACACAAACUCCUAGACCGAUCCACUGCUCUACGGAUGUCAUCAUUGAUUUUAUCUCCACAUCGUGCAUCUCCACUUGAAUCCCGAUGGUUAGAUGAGAUCCUUGCUCGUUUCCCUGAUAGGCCGAGAGAUACCUCGCUUCUAGAGGGUACAAGUCCAGACAUCUCGCCGAAGGAACUCCAGUCUCUACUGCAGAAGUUCUGGCCAUCGUUUUUGAAAUAUUUCAAUGGAUCUGAUGCGCUAGAGAAGAUCUCUGUUCGCGAGAACCUAAAACGAAAAUUGGUGUGGCAAGUCUUGACUCGCCUGGGCUUUGGAGUUGUGCCGACAGGGUCUCUUGAGCUGGAUGCGCGUGAGCAAGUGCUUGUGAGUGUUCGACAUUGGUAA